Molecule: messenger RNA, 3701 nt
Organism: Chanos chanos (milkfish)
Lineage: Eukaryota; Metazoa; Chordata; Actinopteri; Gonorynchiformes; Chanidae
Gene: sash1b
Product: SAM and SH3 domain containing 1b
Exons: 20
Coding region: 1-3651 (1216 amino acids)
Molecular function (GO): protein binding
Source: RefSeq, a predicted model, not a curated record
AUGAGCACUGGCCCUACUAUUGUCUACGAGUGGUUAAAAACCCUCCACCUUGGACAGUACGUCGAGUCGUUUGUUGACAAUGGAUACGAUGACUUAGAAGUUUGCAAACAAAUAGGAGACCCUGAUUUGGACGCAAUAGGUGUGCUCACACCACACCACAGGCAGAGAGUGCUUAAAGCGGUAGCGAGACUCAAAGACGAAGACAAGAAGAUAGCACCAGGGCUGUACUUUACCUUAGAGCCUCUGCCAACUGCCCCAGACAUCCACAGCACACAAGCGAGUGACGCCAGAAACAAAGGUUCGAAGUCGUGGAUCAAUUCUACCUGGGAAUGUACUGGAAUGAGUCCAGGACUCGUACCAGCACUUAACAAUCCAUUGUCUGGCAACUGCAAGGAGACAGUGACUUAUCCCAAACUCAAACUUAAGAUCUUGAUAAGGGAUAAACUUGUUAAAGAUGGAAUCGACCUGAGUAAACCACCCUACUCCUCUAAGGAUGGCUCUCUGGGCAACAUUGAAGACUUGGUCCAGGAGUAUUCUGAGUACUACAGCACCUCUUCCACUGACGUGCGAGACAGAAUGGAGGAGCUACGUAAACGCAAAGUGGCUCAAGAAGCAGAAACGGAAAAACCUGAAGCAGCAUCCACAUCUUUGCAGCUACGAUCAGAAAUCCAGGAAUCUCUAGGACUCAGUAGUGCAAUGUCUACGCCUGAGGUAGAGAGAAGACUGUCAAUGCACAAGUCAAGCUCUGAAGAUGGCUCUGGAGGAAGAUGGGACAGUAGGAAGAAAAACAAAUCCUUCUGGCAAAAUUUUCGAAAGGCACAAAAAAGUAGCAUGCGGCAGGCAUCUAAAGGGGAUGACCUGGGCUUUGUGGCCAGUGAGAUCACAAUGAGUGAUGAAGAACGGAUCCAGCUGAUGAUGAUGGUGAAGGAGAGGAUGAUAACUGUGGAGGAGGCUGUGGCCCGGCUGAAAGAGUAUGAGUCCCAGAGUCGACAAUCCUGCAGCCCUGAGAUUGCUGAGUGGAAGGAUACUUCAUGUCCCACUUUGAACGAGUCCUCCAACUGUGACUCCCGGGAGCAGUCAGACGACGAACAAGAGGAAUCUGUGACCUUCCGGAGGCUUCAUAAGCUGGUGAACUCCACCAGGCGAAUGAGGAAGAAACUCAUCAGGAUUGAUGAGGGCAAAAAGCCUGGAUCAAAAGACUCGCCCUCAGUGAGCACAGAAGUUUCACCAACGUGCGAGGACAGGGCACCUCUGUACUCAGGGGUGCAGAAGCGACUCGCCGUCUCCCAGGGCGACGGCUUGGCCUCGGUCUUGCAGGAGCAGCUGUCCCUGGACGGAGACUCUGACAGCUUGAACACUUCACCUUCAUCCAGUAGUCUGGACACCUACAGCAGCCACAAGCUUCUCAAAGCCUUCGGCAAGUCCAGCAGCAGCAGCCAGGGUUUGGGUCACCAGCCCGCGGGCCUGUGUGGAGCUGUCUCGGGGCUGGAUGCUGGCAGUGGAUCAUCCUUCUCUGAGGCAGAGGGCUGCUGUGAAGAGGAGCCCAGGAUGUCCCGUUCGGUGACCGACGGGGAAAUGCGCAGGGCCCUGAGUCCUCCCACCUACCAUGGGAGGACCUGUAGCUUUGGAGGAUUUGAUCUCUCUAACCGAUCUGUGUAUAUGGAAAACAAUGGCAGUGAAGCCACUAGUGAAAAUGGAGAGAGCGGUUUGAGAGAGGCAGCGAGGUCACCUACGACAUCACGCGUCUCUUUGGGAAAGAAAGUGAAGUCUGUAAAAGACAGCAUGAGGAAACACAUAACAAAGAAGUACAACAACUCUCUGCUUGACCAGUCAAGCCCCAGUAGUAUGCCUGGCUCCCCCCAGCCCCUGCGGGCAGACAUGGAUUCUCUGGAGAAACCCAAACUCAAAGCUGGAGGAUCCGUAGAGAGUCUGAGGAGUUCCCUCAGUGGACAGAGCUCCAUGAGUGGUCAGACAGUAAGCACCACAGACUCCUCCACCAGUAACAGAGAGAGUGUGAAAUCAGAGGAUGGGGAAGAUGAUGAGCUUCCUUAUGGAGGGCCGUUCUGUGGACGAGCUCUGGUUCACACAGAUUUUAUCCCCAGCCCAUAUGACACCGACUCCCUCAAACUCAAGAGAGGGGAUGUGAUUGAAAUCAUCAGCAAACCCCCAAUGGGCACAUGGAUGGGCAUGUUGAAUAAUAAAGUUGGCACAUUUAAGUUUAUCUACGUGGACGUGUUAAGUGAGGAAGAGGAGAAACCGAAGCGCAGCAGCCGAAGGAAGAGGAAGAAUCGACCUCCAAAGCCCACAUCUGUGGAGGAGCUUCUGGAACGGAUCAACCUCAAAGAGUACAUGCCUACGUUCCUGUUUAAUGGCUAUGAGGAUCUGGACACCUUUAAACUGCUGGAGAAAGAGGACCUGGAUGAACUGAACAUUACUGACCCUCAGCAUAGAGCAGUGCUGCUGACCGCCGUGGAACUACUGCAAGAGUAUGACAGUAACAGUGAUCCUGACCACAAUGGCUCAUCAGGGGAUUCCCAGGAGAAGCUACUGUCCGGGGGCCACGGGCCCCCGGGGGACUCUCCCCGUGACUCAGGCUGUUACGAGAGCAGCGAAAACCUGGAGAAUGGGAGAGGCAAAAAGGGGUCUCAUUUAAGCAGGUCCUCAUCAGGUUUUGAGUCCAGUCACCUCCCGUCCCCUGAGUAUCCCACUCCUCCCCCGAACCACUCCAGUAGGUCUACCCUUCAGACGAGUCAAGAUUCACCAUCCCCCCUCUUCCCUUUCCAGUUAAAAGAUUCCAUUAAAAGUCUCAAACAUCGUAGCCACAGCUGUGAUGUUCUGGAUAGCAUACCUGCGCCCACAGGACAACGGAAACGUUGGCAUUCAUUAGGGGACCUCCUUCAAAUGCCAGACCUUCACCAGAGAGAGUCAUGUAUUGCUGAGAUCUUUACAUCUACUCACUUAAUGGCGUCCUCAGAUGUAGAGGAAAAGAACACCUCUGCAGAUCAGCCUGAACCACCAACUGAGACUCAAGAUGAAAGCCCAGGAGAACCCCAUUCUACUAUAUUAUCUGAGAAAGAGCCAUUGGCUCUUGACACAGUCUGCAAAUCCUCUGAUCCUUCCUCCAGUCUUGUAUCUGAUGUAGUAAAAGUUGGUCCAAGCAAGGGAGUACCCUCAAACAGUGUUGGAGUAACAUCUAGAGAUCCUCAACCGUUCACGCAGUACAAAAAACCACCACUUCCCCCUAAACCUUUAGCGCUGUUAUCAGUUCUGAGUAACAAGCCCAGCAAUGCUGUUUCAAAUAAUUCACUACCAGAUAGGUCAGUGAUUAUCCCUGAUAUCUCUGGUUCUACCAAACCAGCCAUCUACCGGGUGGGAAAGAAAGGUCAGCAUGCCAAAACACCUAACCUGGAAUCACUGGUGGAGGAGAAACUGAGGUCUGAUGGUAUAGACCUUACAGAAGAACCUUACUCUGACAAGCACGGUCGCUAUGGGGUGCCUCUUUCUCUAGUCCAGAGGUUCUCUGAAGACCUUGGCAGGCCUCUGAGUGACAUUGCCACUGCCAUGGACCAAACCAGAAUCCAGCAGCUUCACAAACAGCACCGCACAGCAAUUCCUUUGAGAGGUUUGUCAGAGAUUUGUACAAAGCUGUAGGCCCUUGAACACAUUUGGACCAGAUAGUUUUUCUGGGUCUCCGUCUCUGA